AUGGCUCCACGACAGAAAAAACCCACCCAUGAUGAUUUGGAGAAGAGGAAAAAGACAAGCUUUUUCAAACAGAGGUUUCCUGGGUUUAAGAAGAAAGCCAUUGAGCUCUCUGUUCUCUCCGGAAACUCUGUCGCUUUCAUCUGUUACGGUCCCGACAACGACAAUCUCCAUGUCUGGCCGGAAAACCCACGAACCCUACAAAAGCUCGUCGCCGAAUUUGAUGGGCAGAGCGAUCUGAAGAGGAAGAAAAAUAGCUGCGAUCUCAAGGACUUCCCACAGUUUGAGGGUUUGUCCGUUGAGGAAUUGAAGACUCAUCUCUCAGACCUCGAGUCUCACUUGGUUGGAGUCACACAGAAAAUAUUAAAAACUCGGAAAAAGACCAUCAAGGCUUCUUCAAAGCAGAAAGAAGCCCGAUCUGGAGAAAUCGGUGUCGGAAUCUCAAAUCCAAAGUUGAAGCCAGAUUUGGAGAAAUCAGUGUCGGAAGAUCAUCUUAAGGUUUCAGAUCAGAAGUUGGAUACUAAAUUAGGGUUUGGUGGCGUUUUUGAUGAAUUAGGUUACGUGGUUCGUGGGUCUACUACGAGUUUGGAAGCAAGUGUUUCCGAUUUCGAACCUAAAUCUUUGGUGGUUCCUAAUGAUGUUAUGGAAGCACAAGACUACGCUCCACUGGAUCCUCUCACAUUAGGGUUUGCCGGUGACGAGUCAGUUCCGGUCACUUAUGACUUGCCUAUGUGGAAUUGGGAUCUGGACUUGUCCUCAACACUUGCCGAUUCUUUUAUGACCAACACUUGCCAAACGCCCAUCACAGAUAAUUGGGGCAAUCUUCAAGGUUUCCAGACCCAACCCUUUAUGUGGGAACCACUUCUAUAA
This is a messenger RNA of Arabis nemorensis, 867 nucleotides long. The record is from the annotation of a GenBank genome assembly. Lineage: Eukaryota; Viridiplantae; Streptophyta; Magnoliopsida; Brassicales; Brassicaceae.